This is a messenger RNA of Aphidius gifuensis, 2240 nucleotides long. Its product is annotated as protein Wnt-6-like. The transcript is spliced from 5 exons. The record is from RefSeq and is a predicted model, not a curated record. The coding region runs from base 1065 to 2126 and encodes 353 amino acids. Gene Ontology annotation, cellular component: extracellular region. Gene Ontology annotation, molecular function: cytokine activity; frizzled binding. Lineage: Eukaryota; Metazoa; Arthropoda; Insecta; Hymenoptera; Braconidae. Gene Ontology annotation, biological process: neuron differentiation; multicellular organism development; canonical Wnt signaling pathway.
UGGCUGAGUCCCCCAAGAACACUGGACCCAAAUCCAGACCCAUAUUGGUGGGGGUAAAGCAACACUCAAAGAUCACGGUGACGUAGUUGCGGCAAGAACGCUGCCACGACGUGGUUUUUUUUUUUAUUUGUUUUUAUUUUUGUAUUUACCAUAACCAACGGAUAAAAUUUUCGUGUUUAACCCUUAAUAAACAUUUUUUUUUCAUCAUAUAAACUAUUAAAGAUUAACAACAAAAUUAGUCAUCAUAAAUACAUUGCUGAAUGUUGUUUUUUUUUUUUUGGGAUUUGAAAAAGACAUUGUCAUUUGGAAAACAGUCAGUGUGUGUGUGUGUGCAAGCAAAGGGCAAAUUUGUAUGAGAGUGGGAGGAAAAAAAAAAGUGGGAGACUGUAAUUGGAAUAAAAAAAAAAGGGAGGUGGUGGUGGUUGAUUGAAGAUGAAAAAAGAGGGAGGAGAUAUGUUAAAAUUAUAACCACCGGAAAUUCAUGUUAUAAGAUUUAAAAAAAAAAAUUUUAAGUGUCUGACAUUGCAUGGAAUUUUCUACUUAAAUUAAUAUUAUUAUUAUUAUUUGGAUGUAAAUUGGAAAUACUAAUGAAACUGAUGCUAUUCAUUUAAAAGUUUAUUGCACAUAAACAGCAAACAUUUUCUCAAUAACAAAUUUUCUCGUUAAAUUUUUUAAUGGCAAAUAAAUUAGGUGAUUAUUGAAAAAUUAUAUUAAAUUUAAAAUUAUGUUGUAAUUAUGUUGUGAGACGCCUAUCAGUGCAACCGAUCAUCGUGAAAGCCAGUUAAAUUAUAUUUAAAAAAAAAAAAUUAAAACUUGUUCGUUCAAGUGUAUAUAUUUUUUAUGUGCCAGAGUUCUAGAAGAAUCAAUUUUUAUAAAAUAUUCUUCAGUUGAAAUUUUGAUACAGCACGUGAAACAAUUAUUAAUUUUUUGUGACAAUUUGACGUGAAAAAAUUGAUGAAUAAAUAAACAAAACGUGAUUUAUAUUUAUGACAAUAAUUUACAAUAGACAAAAAAAAAAAAUUACAAAUAAUUUUUAAAUUUAUUAAUGAGAAUUGAAAAAGGGAAUGGAGAUGCGACCACUUCUUGUGGCAAUUUGCCUACUUUUUGUCACUCCAAUCACUGGCUCAUUCUGGACUGUUGGUAGCCAGGUGGUGAUGGAUCCUAUGGUUGUUUGUAAAAAAACUCGUAGAUUACGAGGUAAAUUGGCUGAUAUUUGUCGAAAAGAACCGUCAUUGUUAAAAGAAAUAUCAAAAGGUGUUCAAGUUGGUACGAGAGAAUGUCAACAUCAAUUUCGUAAUCGUAGAUGGAAUUGCACAACUGUCAAACGUUCAUUAAGAAAAAUUUUACUUCGAGAUACAAGAGAAACUGGCUACGUUAAUGCAAUCACAGCAGCUGGUGUAACUUAUGCUGUUACUCGGGCAUGUACAAUGGGUGAUCUUGUUGAAUGUUCAUGUGACAAAAGAACAUCUUCUGGCUAUAAAUUAAAUAAAAAAAAAAAUAAAAAUAUUGAAAAAAUGACUGAGGGUGAAUGGGAAUGGGGAGGAUGUGGUGAUAAUAUUAAUUUUGGAUUUAAAAAAUCACGUGAUUUUAUGGAUGCACCAUUUAAAAAAAGAAGUGAUAUAAGAACACUUGUAAAACUUCAUAAUAAUGAUGCUGGUCGUUUGGCUGUACGAAAUUUCAUGCGUACCGAAUGUAAAUGUCAUGGUUUAUCUGGUUCAUGUACAGUUCGUACAUGUUGGCGUAAAAUGCCAUCAUUUCGUGAAAUUGGUAAUCAUUUAAAAGAAUCAUUUGAUGGUGCUGCUAAAGUUAUACCAAGUAAUGAUGGACAUAAUUUUAUAACUGAAGGAACAACAAUAAAACCACCAAGUCGUUUUGAUUUAAUUUACAGUGAAGAAUCACAAGAUUUUUGUAUAUCAAAUUAUGAAACUGGAUCACUUGGUACACAAGGAAGACAAUGUAAUUCGACAAGUCAAGGUGUUGAAGGAUGUGAAUUACUUUGUUGUGGUCGUGGUUAUGAUACAAAAAUUAUUAAAGAAAAAGUUAAUUGUCAAUGUCGUUUUAAAUGGUGCUGUGAAGUAACAUGUAAAAGUUGUCUCGAAAAAAAAACAAUCAACACUUGUCGUUGAAUAUUACAUCUUUUUUUUUUAUCAUAAUUCAAUAAUAUUAUAAAUUAAUUAUCAUAAUUUUCUUUGUUUUUGCAGAUACAUUUCAUUUAAAUUUUUUCUGCAUUAGUUGUGAUU